Messenger RNA from Eurytemora carolleeae, 877 nucleotides. RefSeq names its product fasciclin-1. The record is from RefSeq and is a predicted model, not a curated record. Gene Ontology annotation, biological process: cell adhesion; extracellular matrix organization. Lineage: Eukaryota; Metazoa; Arthropoda; Copepoda; Calanoida; Temoridae. Gene Ontology annotation, molecular function: cell adhesion molecule binding. Gene Ontology annotation, cellular component: extracellular matrix.
UCUUUGACCGUCGAAGGAAGAGGUGUCAACGCAUCAGUUUUAGAGAAAGAUAUUGGAACGGUGAAUGGAGUUAUACAUAUUAUAGACAGAAUACUUGGUGUUCCGUUUCAGUCAAUUGGAGAUAAGAUGGCUGCAGACCCUGGAAUGAGUCAUUCUUGGAGUUUGGCAGUAGCUACACGUCUUUCUAGUUUACUUUUAAGAAACUCACCUGGGGCCAGGAUAACUAUGAUGGUUCCAACUAAUGCUGCUUGGGAAAAGGUUAAGAGAGAUUUUACGCAGGCAUUUCGAAGCUUAACAGACAUAAACACACCCGACUUCGCAACAAGAAUUCUACAAAGGCACUUGAUUAUAUCAGAUAGAGACUUCACAAUAGAACAGUUAGUGGAAAGAAGUCUAAGAAAUCCAACAACUACAGUUCCAACGGAGGGUGGAGAGCUGACCAUAACAGGAGUAGGAGAAUUUCAGUUUAACGCAUACAAAGAUUGGUAUGUCUCAUGGGACAAAAUAAAGGGAAAGGUUGUAAGACCAAAUAUAGAGUGUAUAAACGGUUAUAUUCACCUCGUGGACACAGUUAUGAUGGAUGAGCGUCAAAUAUUUGAAUUUCCCAUGACUAGCGGAAACAGCCGGCCGGUCAGUUUGUGGCCAGUUUUUCUCUUAUUCUUUGCAUUCUCGAUGCUAUUCUCCCAUUCCAUUGACGUAAUGUCAAGUUAAAUUAUCACUUUUUAUGAUCAAAGAUCGAAAAUACUCAUGGAUAAAACAGAAGUUCAGAAAUUAUGAUCAAAAACUAAAAUAGAAAAGAUAAUUAAUAUAGUAUAAAACAUGUGUAAAUAAAUAAAUAUGCAAAAUGAAAAUAUACUGCAAAUUACGUUGUUUUCUG